This is a messenger RNA of Colletotrichum karsti, 2610 nucleotides long. RefSeq lists its product as uncharacterized. The transcript has 4 exons. Gene Ontology annotation, biological process: DNA replication; DNA replication initiation. Gene Ontology annotation, cellular component: nucleus; nuclear origin of replication recognition complex. Bases 1 to 2610 code for a protein of 869 amino acids. The record is from RefSeq and is a predicted model, not a curated record. Gene Ontology annotation, molecular function: DNA replication origin binding; ATP hydrolysis activity. NCBI's taxonomy places the organism in Eukaryota, Fungi, Ascomycota, Sordariomycetes, Glomerellales, Glomerellaceae.
AUGGCACCCGAAACCGGCUCCGCAAGCCGUAAACGCAAAGACCCUGCGCCACCGUCGUCCCUACAGAAGAAGCGCAAGCUGAACGGCGCCGUCAAGUCCUCCCCGACGACGCCAAAGUCCACUCCCGGCGCCGCCUCGUCGGCGGUGAAGAGGUCAAUCCGCAAGACCGCCCCGGCGGCCAGCUCUCCUUACGAUGUCCAGGCCUCCGACGAAGACGACAACCCGCCGCAACGGCACCGGAACGUUAGAAGCGUGAACCGGCCGACGCCCAAGGUCCCGAUCGCGGCUCGUGGGCAGAUCGAUGUCGAUGCGUACGAGGUUCCCGAUUCCGACGACGAGCUGCAGUUGGAUCCGAAAGAGGCGAAUGCCCAGAAGAGGGGCUCUGUGAAGAAGAGCAAAGCCGUGGGAAAGGAGGCGGUGAUCGAAACCGGGUCGAAGAAGAAGACGACGACUACAAAUGGAAAACGAGCGUCUCGCAAGGGGGAAGAGGAGGAAGAGGAGGCUGUGAUCAAUGACCUCGAGGACGAGCUUCCUUCGAUAGAGGAGUCGCCGUUGAAGGUGCGGUCCAGCGGAAGGCGCAGGGUCCCGACUGCCAAGGUCUUGGAAGGAACGGACGAGCAGGCUGGGGGAAGCCGUUCGGGCACGCCAACAUCCCGCGCGAGGUCUUCGGUCGCCCUCAACGACGCUCAGGAUACAAAGAAGGCGACGGAUAAGGCGGUACGGAACGUGUCCAUGCCAUUGAAGGGCAUUCUGACGCCGUCCAAACGUGACAGGUCGGUGAGGAGAAGCAAGAGCGUCGCUUUUGACUCUUCAAACGAACAGGCUCAAGAGGAGGUCUUUUUCGAGGACCUCCCUAGCAAGUCGGCGAGUAAAAAGCCAUUGCAAAGGGUUACUGGGGCGAAGGCUACAGCAAGUGCAACGAGGAAGACGAAGCCGCGAAAGGGGGCUGCCAAACCCAUAGAAGAGGAGACCGGGGAAGAGGAAGAAGAAGAACCCGAAGUUGAGUCGGAGAUUCAGCAAACGGAAGAAGCGGAAGAGGAAGGGGAAGAGGAGGAUGAGGAAGUUUGUGAGAUUUGUUCAAAACCGGACUCGAAACGCGGGAACAUGAUCCUGUUUUGCGACGGAUGCGACAAAGCAUAUCACCAAAAGUGCUACGACGUCCCGAAAGUACCCAAAGGAGACUGGUUCUGCAAAGACUGCGUACAAAAGAAAGAAACCCGGGUCGCGGCGGCGGUGGACGUGGCCAAGAUCCCGAACUUCGCGCACCAUUUGAGCAGCAUGAAGAGAGUGCUGCUGGAUCGGUGUACGGGGCGCCGGCGAAUCAAGUUGAUCGACCAGGACGAGGCAUAUGACAAAGCACAUCAGCUUGUCGAGCAGACGGUACUAUCAGGGGAGGGAAACUCAAUGUUGGUGAUUGGCGCGAGAGGAUGUGGCAAGACCACGCUUGUAGAGAGUAUCGUCGACGACCUGUCCCUCCAGCACAAGACAGCGUUUCACGUCGUGAGGCUGAACGGUUUUAUUCAUACUGAUGACAAGCUGGCUCUCAAGGAGAUUUGGCGCCAACUGGGCAAGGAGAUGGAUGCCGAGGACGACGUGACAGCUCGGUCAAAUUACGCAGACACCAUGGCCUCGCUCCUCGCCCUUCUUUCCCACCCGUCAGAAAUGACUCAGGCAGAGGAGGGCGUAACAUCGCAGGCCGUCGUGUUCGUCAUUGACGAAUUCGACAUGUUCGCGGCGCAUCCCCGCCAGACUCUGCUUUACAACCUUUUCGACAUUGCGCAGGCGAAAAAGGCGCCCAUCGCGGUGCUGGGCUGCACGACGCGGAUGGACGUGGUGGAAAUGCUCGAGAAGCGCGUCAAGAGUCGGUUCAGCCACCGAUAUGUCUACCUGUCGAUGCCGAAGAGCCUGCCGGCGUACUGGAACGUAUGCAAGCAAGGUCUGACGGUCGACGAGGAAGACAUGGAGGUUGAGGGGAUCGAUGUGAGUCUGAAGGGCCAUGACGAGUUCCAGAAGGCUUGGAAUGCCAUGAUUGAGGGCUUACGCGAGGAGAAAACGUUCCAUGGUCUCCUGCAAUAUCACUAUUUCACAUCAAAGUCAGUGUCCGGCUUCUUGUCGGAAUGCAUCCUCCCGCUAUCCUCAUUAUCACCCGGAGCCCUGAACCUCGCCAUUCCGCCCACGAACGGCCCGACCGUCUCGCUUACACCACCAAACUCCAAACUACACAUCCUCCCGUCCCUCUCGGAGCUGGAUCUGGGACUGCUCAUCGCCGCGGCCCGCCUGGACAUCGUGGCGCAUACCGACACGGUCAACUUCGCCAUGGCGUACGACGAGUACGGCUCGCUGAUGGGCCGGCAGCGCGUGCAGUCGGCCAGCUCGGGCAUGCUGGCGCACGGGGGCGGGGUGCGGGUGUGGGGCCGCGGAGUGGCCGCGACGGCGUGGGAGCGGCUCGUGUCACUCGGGCUGCUGGUGCCGGCGGGUCUCGGCACCGGCCGGGCGUCCGGGUACGGCGGCCUCGAGGGCAAGAUGUGGAAGGUCGACAUGGCGCUGGAGGAGAUCCCGGUGGGCGUCAAGCUGAACAACGUGCUGGCGCGGUGGUGCAAGGAGAUUUGA